Molecule: messenger RNA, 4902 nt
Organism: Ustilago hordei
Lineage: Eukaryota; Fungi; Basidiomycota; Ustilaginomycetes; Ustilaginales; Ustilaginaceae
Product: putative UDP-glucose:sterol glucosyltransferase
Exons: 1
Coding region: 1-4902 (1633 amino acids)
Biological process (GO): carbohydrate metabolic process
Molecular function (GO): hexosyltransferase activity; UDP-glycosyltransferase activity
Source: RefSeq, a predicted model, not a curated record
AUGUCGACGUCACUACCGACCCCGCCAUCUGGAGGUCCAUCUGCAUCGGCCUCCCAACCGCAACACUCUGGCUCGAAUACGGUAUCACAAGCAUUGACAGGGGACGUCGAUCCAUUCUUGACGGACGACCAAGAGGUAGAGGAGGAGGAGGAGGAAGAGGAGGAGGAAGAAGAGGAGGAGGAGGAGGAGGAGGAGGAAGAGGAGGAAGAGGAGGAGGAAGAAGAGGAGGAGGAGGAGGAGGAGGAGGAAGAGGAGGAAGAGGAGGAAGAAGAGCGCCAGCCUGCACAAACACUAGAUUCCUAUGGCACACCACGAUUCCCUACAUCACCAAGGCUUGACCCUUCAUCACCUCGCAACUUUUCGACAAUAUCGUCCUUAUCUGGCUCCAGAGAACUCGGACGACCAGUGCUAGAGAUGACCACCAAGAUGUUCACUGCCAGCUCGUCAAACCCUACAGCUCAGUCUGGGACCUCAGCAAGUCCCCUGCAGCUUGCAACUUCAACGUCAGAUGAACCUGAACUCGAUUCAAUCGAACCAGCUCCAACUGAUAUCGCCUUUCAUGCCGAGCCACAAGGCUUGAUGCAGAUGCUCAGCCUUGUCGGCAGUACCUUCUUCGAAGCUGACCGCGAAGGCUUUGUGGAAGACGAAGCAGAGGAGCAAGACACACAGUCACAGCGACAUCGUUCGGCACCUCUUUCGGAUCAGCCCUGCGGAUCUGCCAAUGCGUCGCCGGAAGGAGGAGCUCAAUCAUCCGACAUGAGUGUUGGACGGCAUCGUUUCGAUCCAGCAUCUCUGACUUCGGGCAAAGGAAGAUUACAUGCACUCGCCCGUGAUGAUGGCUCCGACGACGGCUCCACGCCGCAAGGUAGUAGGUCGCCACUUGAUGCAUCUGUCCUUACAAUUGGGCCAAGCCGCGCAAAGCGGGCUUCGUUGACGCAGAGCGACAUCAUCGGACAAUCGCUAGACUCCACAACAUCGACAGCUCGAGGCGGAAGGAGAACCUCCCACCUCAGAUCACAACUCCACAACGUAUCCACUGCAUCCAUCUUUGCCUCGACAUCACAGCUAGGAGAUAGGCAUUACGCCGCUGCUGCAACGCAGUCACAGCACGCUACCAGCAGUCCGGUCGAUCAAGACUCGACAGCCGCCCCAAGCAUUCCCUUCAGCGAGCAAGGCACAUCUUCGGAGCUACAUUCUACAUCGCAGCCAUCUACCCAGCAUGGGCCCGAUCCGCUCCUAAUUCGACCGUACACUGAUUCGCAGUCUCCCGUGGCCGAAAGUAGAGCAGCCAACGCUAAUCAAAACCGAGAUCGUCUACUACAACAGCUCAAGGAGGUCUUUCAACUGGAGGCAGCAGAGACGUUGCUCCUCGCUCAGCCCUGCUGGCUCUUCCGCUCGCUGCUUCUGCAAGGUCACCUGUACCUCGCCAGUGGGCACAUCUGCUUCUACGCCUAUCUUCCUUCUCGCGAUGAGAAGACCAUCAAAACCGGAUUGCUCGGCAAGCGCACACGCAGGACACAUCGCUUCAGCAGGCAUUGGGCUUUGCUGAAAGGUGGCAAGCUGAGCUGGUUUGACAGUGACCGAGACCCCUACUUCCCACAAGGACACAUCGACCUACGCAAAGUGUCAGCAAUCGAGCCUUCCCAGAACCACAAAGAACGAUUCAAGGUGACCACACCUGCACGCCGAUUCACCUUCCUGACCGAGGACGAACAUAGCCGUGAUGCAUGGAUUGCAGCCUUGCAGAAGGAAACGUUCCGCGCUCAGAACCAAGGUGAAAGUGUCAGGAUCAGCAUCCCGCUCGAGACCGUCAUGAACGUCGAAACGACCCUGUCUGUCGACGGUACAGAGAUGGUCUGCAUCAGUGUGGUGGACGAGGCUGGCGACUUUUCUGUAGACGAAUACUACUUCCUCCAUCUCAGCAAACCGAGUGCAUUCAUUUCCACGCUCGGCUCUCUACUCGACAAUGCUGAAAGAGGAUCGAUGGCGUCUUUGCAGAGCGGAGAGCAGGCUCUCAACCUUUCGAGGCUAAGCAUCCGCGAUUCUACCGGAGCCACGCAUGCUGUGUCGGCGACGUCCCGCAAGUCACUCGAGGAGGUGCCAGUUGUUGCACAUGUACGCGUCUCAGCCUCCCAGGCGGUCGUUGACACAAAGAAAGCUCAAGCUGAAUCUGCGCAGGAUGUUCGGCCCGAUGCUGCAAAGUCGGCGAAGGGCACGCAGGACAGCGUGUCGGCCGCAAUUGCGAUGCCUAUCAGCAGCAGAAGGAAGUCGCAAGACGCAUCCGCUGAUGCCGUUCUUUCCACCACGCCACGUGCCGCGACACUCAACCGCUUGUCCAUGGAGUCCUCACAUACCUAUCCGCCGUCACCGUCCAUCUCCGAUCCUCCGACAUCGUUCGACCAGAUCCAGAGGGAAACAGAGCGCGGCUGGGCGAUCCCUAAUUGGCUCAAGUCAGCGCCGGGCAAGGUGCUGGGACGCGCUGCCGACAGCCACUUCCCAACGUCAGCCAUCAGACCAGCAGCCAAUCCCUCGUCCAGCAGACGCCAUCGCAGAGUCCUCGAGAAAUGGUCAGACGAAAAGACCGACGAAGCAAGCAGAGAAAGCUCCAGCACUGACACGGAAGACGAUGUGCUCUCCCACUCGAUCCAUUCAACGCAAUCCACCUAUUCGAUGCUGGAUGCGGACGACCAAGGGGAGAAACAGCAGGAUCAGGCCGACAUCACUGCCGAGUUCCGCGACACUUUCGGCAUUGACGAAGAAGAAAGUCUCAUCGGUCAUACGCAUGCGUACCUCUAUCGAGUCUUGCCUGUGGCUGGACGCUUCUUCGUCUCCGAGCACCAUCUCGCAUUCCGCUCGUCUGGAAUCGCAGCCAAGACAGUGGGUCGGACGCUCAUGCUUGUGCCUUUGCAAGACAUCAUCUCGGCUGCCAAGCAUGUUGCGUUUAGACCCGGCCACCACGGCAUGGUCAUCAACAUUAGCGGUCAUGAAGAGCUAUUCGUCGAGAUCUCCUCUACACACCGACGAGACGAGCUAUUGUCAUUGAUCGAAUAUCAGCUCGAGCAGGCAAGGGAUGGACGAGGCAGCAGAGCAUCCCGAGAAGCAGUCACUCGCGAACGCUCCAACGCGCUCGUUUUACGCGACUUGAGCGAGCGCAUCAAUGACGGACCCGCAACAGCUUCGAUGGCUUCUUCGGCUGACUCGUCGAUGAUCUCACAGAAGGGCUCUGAGCUUGGUAAAUCGAGCAGCCUUUCGCACAUGGAUGACGGUUCUGGUUUGCUGUCGUUUGCUCCGACUCAGCCCCUUACCUUUACUAUGCUGACCAUUGGUUCGAGAGGUGAUGUCCAACCGUACAUCGCACUCGCAAAGGGCUUGCAAGCAGAUGGUCAUCGAGUGAGAAUCGCAACCCAUGCCGAGUUUGGGGAUUGGAUCAUCGGUCAUGGUAUCGAUUUCAGCGAGAUUGGCGGUGAUCCUGCUGAGCUCAUGCGGAUCUGUGUCGAGAAUGGCACCUUCACCGUCUCUUUUCUACGUGAAGGAGUGACUAGGUUCCGCGACUGGCUCGACGAUUUGUUAGCAUCAGCGUGGAGAGCGUGCCAAGGUUCCGAUGUGAUCGUCGAAUGUCCUAGUGCCAUUGCGGGUAUUCAUGUGGCUGAAGCAUUGCAAGUGCCCUACUUCAGAGCUUUUACUAUGCCUUGGACACGCACAAGAGCGUAUCCACACGCAUUCGCAGUACCCAACAAGAAAGCGGGUGGCAACUACAACUACAUGUCAUACGUCAUCUUUGAUCAGAUGUUCUGGCGCGCCUCCUCUUUCCAGAUUAAUCGAUGGAGGAAGAAUCUUCUAGGACUCAAACCGACCAACUUUGACAAGCUCGAACAGCACAAAGUGCCGUUCAUCUACAACUUCAGUCCUAGCCUAGUCCCACGACCGCUGGAUUGGUUCGAAUGGAUCCACGUCACAGGGUUCUGGUUUUUGGACAACCCGGAUAACUCUUCCAGCAAGAAAUGGGAGCCGCCUUCCGAUCUGGUCUCUUUCAUCCGCCGUGCAAGGGAAAGCAAGAGAAAACUAGUGUACAUCGGAUGGGGAUCAAUCGUAGUCCCCGACGCAGAAGCUAUGACGCGAUGCGUCCUUCAAGCAGUCCAAAAAGCAGGAGUUUGUGCUAUUCUCUCCAAAGGUUGGUCCGACCGCUUAUCGACCGACCCCAAGAAAGGAUCUGCGACACGACUCGAUCCUGGCUUGGUGGAAGACGUAUUCCAAGUCACCUCUGUUCCGCACGAUUGGUUGUUCCCGCAAAUCGAUGCUGCAUGUCACCACGGUGGUGCGGGGACACUUGGUGCGAGUUUGAGAGCCGGGUUGCCGACGGUUGUGAAACCGUAUUUCGGGGAUCAGUUCUUCUGGGGUCAGCAAAUUGAGAGUUUGGGUGUGGGGAGUUGUGUGAGGAAGUUGACGGCAGAUGGGUUGGCAGAGGCACUGAUAAAGGCAACCAGCGAUGGGAAACAGAUUGAAAGGGCAAGGAAUUUGGGGGAACAGAUAAGGAGUGAAGAUGGGAUUGGGAAUGCGGUCAAGGCGAUUUAUAGGGAUUUGGAUUAUGCGAGGAGUCAGGUUAAGAGGGGUACGAGGAUUGAUGGUCGUAGUGCGCCAAGCAAUGCGGCUACACAGAGUAUACCGGCAAGUGCAGGAGGAAGCGCAAUGGCGGCAGGCAAACCGGAGGAAGGUGGUGUCGAGCCGAAGGUAGCAACAAAGCAGAAGAAGGAGACUUCAGCAGUCACAGCCGAUUCGAGUCAAGGAUCAGAGGAAGCCAACGAAGAAGGUCAUACCUCAGACGAGUGGUCAGACAUCGGCGGACCGCUAAGUCCUGAUGUUGACAGUCGGUCAGAUCCAAGCGCUUCACUUGUUCUCAGCUGA